This is a messenger RNA of Trichosurus vulpecula (common brushtail), 843 nucleotides long. RefSeq names its product histone H3-like centromeric protein CSE4. Lineage: Eukaryota; Metazoa; Chordata; Mammalia; Diprotodontia; Phalangeridae. The transcript has 2 exons. Bases 1 to 843 code for a protein of 280 amino acids. Gene Ontology annotation, cellular component: nucleosome. The record is from RefSeq and is a predicted model, not a curated record. Gene Ontology annotation, molecular function: protein heterodimerization activity; DNA binding; structural constituent of chromatin.
AUGGCUCGUACUAAGCAAACAGCUCGGAAAUCCACCGGAGGUAAAGCUCCCAGAAAACAGCUCGCUACCAAGGCAGCUCGAAAAAGCGCCCCUGCUACCGGCGGCGUGAAGAAGCCUCACCGCUACCGGCCCGGCACCGUGGCGCUGCGGGAGAUCCGCCGCUACCAGAAGUCCACCGAGCUCCUUGUUCGGAAACUGCCUUUCCAGCGGCUGGUGCGCGAGAUCGCCCAGGACUUCAAGACCGACCUGCGCUUCCAGAGCUCGGCCGUGAUGGCCUUGCAGGAGGCCAGCGAAGCCUACCUGGUCGGGCUGUUUGAGGACACCAACCUGUGCGCCAUCCACGCCAAGCGGGUGACCAUCAUGCCCAAGGACAUCCAGCUGGCUCGCCGCAUCCGCGGGGAGAGGUGCAUAGGUUUUUGUUGUCUCGCUGCAAUGGCUCGUACUAAGCAGACCGCGCGAAAGUCUACCGGCGGCAAGGCGCCCCGCAAACAGCUCGCUACGAAGGCCGCCCGCAAGAGCGCGCCGGCUACCGGCGGCGUGAAGAAGCCUCACCGCUACCGGCCCGGCACCGUGGCCCUGCGGGAGAUCCGCCGCUACCAGAAGUCCACCGAGCUGCUGAUCCGCAAACUGCCCUUCCAGCGGCUGGUGCGCGAGAUCGCCCAGGACUUCAAGACCGACCUGCGCUUCCAGAGCUCGGCCGUGAUGGCCUUGCAGGAGGCCAGCGAAGCCUACCUGGUCGGUUUGUUUGAGGACACCAACCUGUGCGCCAUCCACGCCAAGCGCGUGACCAUCAUGCCCAAAGACAUCCAGCUGGCUCGCCGCAUCCGCGGGGAGAGAGCUUAG